Haliotis rufescens (red abalone) is the source of this 1276-nucleotide messenger RNA. Its product is annotated as galactose-3-O-sulfotransferase 2-like. Gene Ontology annotation, cellular component: membrane. Bases 1 to 1149 code for a protein of 382 amino acids. The record is from RefSeq and is a predicted model, not a curated record. Gene Ontology annotation, biological process: glycolipid biosynthetic process. The transcript has a single exon. Gene Ontology annotation, molecular function: galactosylceramide sulfotransferase activity. Lineage: Eukaryota; Metazoa; Mollusca; Gastropoda; Lepetellida; Haliotidae.
AUGGCCACAGUUAAGGCUGCUUCGAAGAUAGCUUCUGUCACUGUCUUGGCAACACCGCCCCACAAUAUAUCUCAGGACCAGUGCAUUACGUACCUGGCGCUGUCAUCGAGGCCUAUCCAAAGCAAUAACGCAGAAAAACGACACAUAGCUUUCCUAAAAGUCCAUAAGUGUGCAAGUUCUACACUAUUUAACAUAUUUUACAGGUUUGGACAACAAAGGCAUCUAACAUUCGUGAUUCCUCGCCAGGGACACAUCAUUGGACGAUCUACAGCCAUGCGAAAACGAAAACUUUUUCCACCUCCUGGGAAUAAGUCAUUUGAUAUUGCGUGCCUUCAUUCUAUUUUCGAGAAGGAGGUUUAUGAAGCUUAUCUACCGAAAGACACAAUAUACGUUGCUAUAAUUCGUGAACCAAUAAACCGCCUCGUAUCAGCAUUUUGGUACUACCUCACUCACUUCAAUAUUCCAUAUCUACGAAAGAUACCAGGGUCCGAUCCAGUAGGCACAUUUCUAUCGGAGCCAAGUAAAUACGAAAUCAAGGAUGUCUAUUAUUCUCAUACCAACAACAGAAUGGCACUUGACUUUGGUUUUCCUCCUCAACAUUUCGGAAACCUAUCCUACUUCAAGCAGUAUCUAACCCUGCUUGAUUCUAGAUUUGACCUCAUCCUUGAUGCAGACCUGUUCCCAGAGUCCAUUGUUCUUCUGAAACGGAAACUGAAUUGGAGCCUCAAGGACAUCCUGUACAUCGCACAAAAUAAACAGAAAAAGAAACCCGUUCAUUUGACAAAAUUGGUAACAUCGAAAGCAAAAGAUUUCUUACAUUUAGACUAUAUUCUAUAUAACCAUUUUUCAAGACGGCUUCGGGAGGAGAUUAGAAAUCAAGACGAGUCUUUCAAGGACGAAGUGGAGAACCUUCGUCGUGUUCAGCUGUAUGUGGCAAGGUUUUGUAUCGCUAGUGGCUCACAUGGCAUGGGUAAAGUCCUCGUCGUGGGGGCUACAAUGUGGAACCAAGAGUUCAGGGUAGACUUCUGUGACUGCAGCUACAUGGAACAAAAAGAAGUUUCAGCUGUAAAGAUGAUGAAAAAGAGCAUCUACACCCGCCUCAAGAAAGAAGGACCAAAUGAACCCUACUUUAUUAAACUGCCCAUGUGACGGCUCUCUCAGAGUUGCGUCCCUUAUGUGUGCUAGGAUCCCUUAAUCCCGGGUGCGAAUCCUUUUUUUCGCAAAGAUAAUGUUCCAUGGUUUGUCAGCACCAUACCUUGUCCUAGUCGGCUUCAUC